GAUAAUUUUUCUCUUUAAUCACAAAUUAAUAGGCAAAUUACUAUUUCAUCCUUAAAAAUGUGUGGUGGGAAGGAUUACUUGUGCGAUGUAAAUUAAUCUCUGGGUUAAGUAAAACUGCACGCUAAUACAAUUAGCACAGUUUCAACACUUCCACCUAAUUUUCAAUUACGGCCAGGGCGCAUUUAAAUUGCUUGUUACCUGUAGGCUGCUGCCACCAAAAGUUCCAGUCUUGAGCCUUGAAAACAAGAAAAUGUGGUAAAAAUGUUGUUAAAGACCUUCAAAUUUAGUUUCAGAGACCAUGUGCUAUAAAAUCACUGGACACUCUUACACGGAUUAUAACUCAGCUCCUAGGAGUCUUAAUUCUCAAGAAACUUGGCAGCUAUCUAGUUGCAGCAGCACCUCCAUCCUCCACCAUGGGAAGCGUUCCGUUCACAAUGUCUGAUCUUCAACUGGAUUUUAAAGAAGUUCAGAGCAGCCCUACCUUGCUAUGUACUCCACUAAUGGGAACUACUGUCGACCAAAUGUUGAUUGAGAUGCAAAGAGCAAAGGAAAUAGGUGCAGAUGUUGUCGAAAUCCGGAUAGACUGCCUGAAAAACCUCAAUCCUCGCCAAGAUCUUGAAAUCCUCAUUAAACAAUCUCCUCUUCCCACCCUGGUCACUUACAGACCAACUUGGGAAGGUGGUCAAUAUGAUGGUGAUGAAAUCAAAAGACAGGAUGCACUUCGUUUAGCAAUGCAGUUGGGAGCUAAUUGUAUUGAUAUUGAGCUUGAGGUUGCUUAUGACUUCAACAAUUCAAUAUCUAGAAGCAAGCCUGAUAACUUCAAGGUCAUUGUUUCUUCUCACAAUUUUCAUAAUACUCCAUCUGCUGAAGCCAUUGCCAGUCUUGUUGCUAGAAUUCAAGCUACUGGAGCUGACAUUGUCAAGAUUGCAACAACUGCUUUAGACAUUACAGAUUGUGCUCGUAUUUUUCAGAUUAUGGUGCAUUCUCAGGUCCCAAUAAUCGGAAUUGCUAUGGGUGAGAGGGGCUUGAUUUCGCGGUUGCUUAGCCCCAAGUUUGGUGGAUUCCUGAGUUAUGGUGCACUGGAGGCAGGUGCUAUAUCAGCUCCUGGACAACCAACUGCAAAGGAUAUGUUGGAUUUAUACAACUUCAGGCUUAUGAGGCCUGAUACCAAAGUGUAUGGCAUUAUUGGGAAGCCUGUUGGUCACAGCAAGAGUCCUCUCUUGUUCAACGCAUCAUUUAAGUCUGUUGGUCUUAACGCAGUUUACAUGCACUUUCUGGUGGAUGAUGUGGAGAAGUUUUUCAACACCUAUUCAUCUGUUGAUUUUACUUCUGGAUGCAGCUGCACUAUCCCCCAUAAGGAAGUUGCACUCAAAUGCAUGGAUGAAAUUGACCCCAUUGCCAAGUCUAUAGGUGCUGUGAACACUAUUAUUAGGAGGCCUGGUGAUGGGAAGCUGAUAGGUUAUAAUACAGAUAGUGAGGCUUCAUUAACUGCUAUGGAGGAUGCUUUAAAAGAACAAGGAUACAUCAAUAGCAGAACAUCUUUUAGCUCUUCACUAACUGGAAGACAAUUUGUGCUAGUUGGUGCUGGAGGGGCAGGAAGAGCACUUGCAUUUGGUGCUAAAAGUAGAGGAGCCCGUGUAAUCAUUUUCGAUGUUGAUUUUGAGAGAGCAAAGUCUCUAGCUCAUGGUGUUUCGGGUGAAGCUCAGCCUUUUGAAAGUCUAGUUCACUUUCAGCCAGAGAAUGGAGCAAUCCUUGCAAAUGCAACACCAUUAGGAAUGCAUCCAAAUACAGAUAGAAUUCCUGUAGCUGAGGAAACCUUGGGGAUCUACCAGCUGGUCUUUGAUGCUGUCUAUACGCCUAGAAAAACCAGACUAUUAAAAGAAGCUGAAGCAGCAGGAGCAAUCAUAGUGAGUGGGGUUGAAAUGUUCUUCAGACAGGCAAUUGGCCAGUUCAACCUCUUCACGGGCAGAGAAGCACCUAAAGAUUUCAUUCGAGAGAUCGUUUUAGCCAAGUUCUGAUGCAUUUUUCUACAAGCUGAUGAAGUGCUCAAACCAGCUUCAACAUUAUUUGGUUGGUGCAAAUUAAUUCGUUGCCAUAUAAAGUCCUAUCCUCAAUUUCUACCAAUAACUCAAGUGUAAAGCCAUCAGAAACAGAAUUUUCAUGAACAGAAAUUGAUUUACAAUAGAAAUUGUACAAUGAAAAAUUUAAUCUCAGCAUAAGCAUGUUUUAGUAGACCCUGUAUAAUAGUGCGUUUUAUGUAUGAGUAACAUCAAGAGCAUUAUCUUUCAGUGCUAUAUUUAAAUUAAUAGAUUUUUCUU
This is a messenger RNA of Hevea brasiliensis (rubber tree), 2318 nucleotides long. Its product is annotated as bifunctional 3-dehydroquinate dehydratase/shikimate dehydrogenase, chloroplastic-like. The transcript has 11 exons. Lineage: Eukaryota; Viridiplantae; Streptophyta; Magnoliopsida; Malpighiales; Euphorbiaceae. Bases 414 to 2018 code for a protein of 534 amino acids. Gene Ontology annotation, molecular function: shikimate 3-dehydrogenase (NADP+) activity; 3-dehydroquinate dehydratase activity. Gene Ontology annotation, biological process: chorismate biosynthetic process; shikimate metabolic process. The record is from RefSeq and is a predicted model, not a curated record.